GUAUUGCACUGAGGAAGCUUCGUGCAAGACUGAACUUCCUUCGCUAUACUCGAAUCCCUUGCAUUCAAGGGGGAACAUCCCCUGCUAUAAAUCACAUUUGGGUUCAACAUACAUAACAUUUUACUUAUUGCUAUUUCGUCUCUUCAUCUCUUAAGAAUAAGUGUUGUAAAAUUGAGAGCAAACUGCUGCUGGGGAAUAUGAAAAUGAGUGUCAUACAAAAGCUCUGUUUUCUACUGGCUGUUGUGUCCUUAGGAGCAGCAGAUGUGUACCCAAUUUAUCCCAAGAAUGAGCAAUCCCAGAUUUCCUCAUUAGUUGAACAAGACAUCCAGAGAAUUGGGAGGAGAUUACAAGCAGCUGAAAAGACUACUGUAUUUAAAGUGCAAGGCAAUGUUUUUCCAGAUGGGAUUUACUACAUGAGUGCAGUAAUUGGUAAUCCCCCCAAGGAAUAUUAUCUGGAUAUAGACACUGGCAGUGACUUAACAUGGCUUCAGUGUGACGCCCCCUGCCGAAGGUGUGGCGAGACACCCCAUCAAUGGUACAAACCACAACCACGCUCAGGGGUAUCAUGCGAACACCCUCUUUGUGAACCUGUGCAGAAAGCGAGUCGUGGAAACUAUGAAUGUAAGAGUUCUUCCGAGCAGUGUGAUUAUGAUAUUAGAUAUGCUGAUCGUGGGUUCUCGUUGGGAUUUCUUAUUAGGGACAGUUUCUGGGUAAGACUCACCAAUGGCACCAUCAUCAGGACUGGUUCUGUAUUUGGAUGUGGAUAUUACCAAUAUGUGUCUUUGGAAGGGACACAAGCUACAGAUGGUGUUUUGGGUCUGAGUAACGGUAUAGCAAGUCUUCCAUCUCAAUGGCAAAGGCAAGGCCUCAUCAAUAAUGUCAUAGGCAUCUGUAUUGCUGGAGGAGGGAAAAAAGGGGGAUAUAUGUUCUUUGGUGAUGAUCAUGUGCCUACCUCGUCCAUGACCUGGGUUCCUCUGCUUUGCGAGCCAAAAGUAAGAUACUACUAUGUGGGAGUCGCACAGAUGAUCUUUGGCAGAAAACUUCUUGCAAAGGAUGGAGAUGAAACAAGUCUAGGAGGCAUAAUAUUCGAUAGUGGCAGCUCAUAUACAUUAUUCACAGAAAAAGCUUAUGGCGCUCUUUUCUCUGCAAUCAAAGAAACCUUAGGAGGCCAGUUGGUACAAGAUCCAUCAGAUAUAACGCUUCCACUCUGUUGGCGAGGGGAAAAGCGAUUCAGAUCCAUUGCAGAUGUAACAUCAUACUUCAAACCAUUAACAUUCAACUUCAAAAAUGCAAAUGCAAAGUUCGAAAUCACUCCUGAGGGCUAUUUGAUAAUUAAUACUAAAGGCAAUGUCUGUUUAGGGAUACUUGACGGCACCUAUAUUAGUCCCUACAAUGUCAUUGGAGACAUAUCUUUGCAGGGUUAUCUUGUGGUUCAUGACAAUGGUAAAAAACGGAUUGGCUGGACUCGCACGGAUUGCAUGAAGUUUUCCAAGUUCUGCAUCUUAUCCUUUUCCUGAUAAUAACUCAGCAGUAUAUAGAAUGAAGUGUCUGGCCGGCUGCAGGCUUUAGAAGGUCCCCGACAAUUACCGGCUCAAGAUCUUGGGAAUAGCGUUUGCCCUCGCACUUCCUACUCUGCUCCAGACACCUGGUAAAUGGCACAAAUAAUUGCCAGUGAUGAACAAGAGCUUUAACUACUGUAAAGAAUGCAACUGAGACAACCAAAUAGAUGGGACAUUUAAGGAAAUCCAAGAGCCUAUAGAAAGCAAGUAAGAGACAUUUGGGACAGCCUCAAAUGUAAAAAGAUUUAUUUGUAGUGGAUGCUGAUUGAAUCUAUGGAUCAUUAAACAUCAAGUUCGGCCAUUGUUAACCCUGUGGAUUUGGUUGGUAGUAACAGGUCUGGCAGCCGGCUGCAAGCUUUAGAAGAUCCCCAACAGUUACCAGCUCAAGAUCUUAGGAAUGUCAUUUGUUCUUGCAGUUCCUCCUUUGUUCCAGACACCUGGCAAAGGGCACAAAUAUUUGCCAGUGUGAUCAACUAUACUGAAUAGCAGUAGUAGGAGAAUGGAACUAUUUCACAAUAGUCCAUAAUUUCUUGCUGAGCUUCCUUAUUAGGUGGUUACUUUUUAUGAUCCAUAUAUGAUUGAAAGCCUUGACUAAGAAGAGAUUUAUUUUCUUUCAUGAAGUUUCAAAAACCGAUGUUUGAUCUACCACCAUCUCCUUGACCAGCUUCAGCUGUGAACAUCUAGGGUUGGAACUCAUAAUUUUUAUAAAUGACUUUUUGAGUUAUUAUGCUUA
Molecule: messenger RNA, 2292 nt
Organism: Cryptomeria japonica (Japanese cedar)
Lineage: Eukaryota; Viridiplantae; Streptophyta; Pinopsida; Cupressales; Cupressaceae
Product: aspartyl protease APCB1-like
Exons: 10
Coding region: 198-1517 (439 amino acids)
Biological process (GO): proteolysis
Molecular function (GO): aspartic-type endopeptidase activity
Source: RefSeq, a predicted model, not a curated record